CUUCGAAGGAAGACGACGAGCGAGGAGAAUCCUGAAGGCAGCCAAUUCGAAGGACAGCAGGCCUUCAAAAACGUCUCAGUCUGGACGGGAAGCGUCGUUGCAAGUGCAUGCAGGGUGCGGGGAAGUCAAAUUUCCUUUCCCACCGACAAUUUCCAUCCAGUCUUCACGGAGCCCGAGCGAAAGAGCGGGGAAAACCGAGUUCACACGUUGAAGCCCGGAACAACUCAAGGAAGAAAUCAUCAUCUUCCAAAGUCAGUGAUGAAUUGUCUUUCCAUCCUGGAAGUUAGUGGUUAAAACGGUGCAGUGGUGAUUGAUGUGCCUGGUGAGAAUUUAUUGGCAUACUUUUUCAUGCUCAAAAUGACGCCGAGUUCGAAUCAGACUGAGAGUGAAAUGGGCAUGGCGGGGUUGAAUUGUCCCAUUUACUCGGAGAGCGAUAUCUUCUUUUUGGACAGAUUUGCAUUUUGGGUGGAAGGCAUCCUGCUGGUGGUUUUGGCAGUUCUGGGCGUUUUGGGCAACACCUUCGCCUCGAUCAUUAUAUCCCGGAAGGAGAUGCGGAACAGCUUCAAUUUGCUUCUGGUCAGUUUGGCGUGUUUCGACUCGGCCUUCUUGCUCGGAUCCAUUCUCGAGAGCUUUCGAAAGACCUUCCAUAUGGAGUCGGAACUUCAUAUCAUUCUAUUCCCGAACUUCUUGUACCCGUUCAACCAGAUGGCCAUCUCGGGGUCGAUCUUCAUGACCGUGGCCAUCGCUUGGGAGCGCUACAUUGCAGUUCAUUACCCAUUGGAUUACAAUCAAGCCAUGAACGACACGAACGCGAUGAGGAAAAGACUGAUUAAGUACGUGGGACCAGUGUUUCUUCUGGCCGUCACUUUCAACAUCGUCAAGUUUUUCGAGGCCAACGUGGCCUAUAGGCCUGUGUAUGACAACAUGACUAACCACAUCACCUAUCAUGUGGAACUGGAGGUGGCCGAACUCCGGACCCAUCCCAUCUAUUCGGCUUACAACAAUUGGAGCAGACUCCUUGUCCUCGGGAUCCUUCCGUUCCUUCUGUUGGUGUUCUUCAAUACCAAGAUCUACAAUGAUAUUCUAGAACGACGCAAGAGGAGAUUAAGAAUCAAUCGCUUAGGGCGUCCAACCGACUCGAAUGUGAUGACCGAAUUUGUCUCCCUUCCCCCGAUCACCUCGUCACAAAGGCGGAGGUCCUCUCUCUCCUUGGACCAACGACAUCUGGAAAUGGCCAGGAGGAACAACUAUCGGGAGCAUCAACGUCAUCAGACUCAAGAUGGGCUCCCUUGCAAGAAUAAUAACGAGUGCCCAGAUUCCCUCUCCUCCGGUUGGCGAGGCCGAUCCCAACUCAAGUCUUGGAAACGAUCCUUAUCCGCUUCGGCGAGGAGGUGCUGUUCACCUCGAAUGGACUCCAUCACAUCGAAGACGUCCACUAAUGACUAUGAGCAGGAUGAGGGGAUGACCAAUGCCAUGGGCAUGAGUGUCCGGAAGGAGAAUGGUCACAUUUCCAUCUCGUGCGUGGGAGACGGGAUACUUCAAACCGACCGACUGGGCUCUUCAACCAGACGGAAGACUAUGCCAAACAAAGGCCAGGACCAGCGCGAGGUCAAAGGCCAACUAGAUCGGCCCUUAAGUCGAGAUCAAUCGGUGCGCUCCCGAUGCUCGGCCACUUCCGAAGUUAUCACCACUAGUGACGUCCUCUACCUGCGUCGAAGUGGCAACGGAAGUCGUCGUGGCAUCCAAAGUCAAAAUCAAAGUCCGUCAUCGUCAAUGUCAUCACGCCCAGUUGAUGCCAUCCACCCACCUCCUCCUCCUCCUCCACCACCACCGUUAUCAUUGGCAAAUCGAACCUUGGAAACGAGCUUUGGCUGCAGCACGAGCUUGUCUUCUACCACUACCUCAAAUCUAUCACCAAUGACUCAGGAGAACCAUCUCGAGGACAACGAGGAAGAAAGGGCCUCGUUACUCUCGAACGCUGAGACAGGCCUGCCAAGAUUGAUGAACUCUCAUCUCCGGCCCUCGUGCUCAAUCCGAAGUAAUAACAAGUUCCAGCUCUUGACCUUACCCCCAGAACUGUCUUGUCUCAUGCCUGGAAAUCCCCAGUUCUCGAGCUCAAACUCUCUUUGUAGUAGUGGAAGCAGUGUGACCACUUUGAACACCAACCAACUCCAGCCUCCUUUGAUCGUGCCAAGUCUGGCCGCAUCUGCAUCAGCCUUGCUUCUGUCCUCAACGAAUCAAGCUCAUCAGCUUCAAAACCAUCAUGUUCAUCAUCCCCGUCAUCAUCACCAUCAACAACAACAACAACUCCAAGAGCAUCCAUCCUCUCAAACGAACACCGUCUUGAGAUCCAAUCUGGGCGAGAAUGUAGUGAAUCACCAUUUAAACCAUCGUUUGCAUCGACGUCGGGUCCAGACCAUCAAUGAGAGACGAAGGCGUUUCGAAGACAACUUGGCGGCCAUUUUCAUGGGUUUCGUGCUAGUUUUCUUGGUGUGUCAUUUCCCUCGACUGUUGCUGAACAUUCACGAACUGAUAACCAUCCGCGAGGCCAUGGAAUGUACGAAUUUGGGCGAACACGGAUUUUCCCUUUGGUCCUUGAUCUUGAUCAGUAUCAGUCAUUUCCUGCUGGUCCUGAACUCUUCCACAAAUAUCCUCAUUUAUUGUCUCCUUAGCUCAAAAUUUCGAGAAGAAUGCUCGGCAUUAUUUCGAAAGAUCUCACGGAGAGUUCCAUCUAGACCGGCGAAUGUUUUGAUGUGAUCUCAAAAAGUUGAUAUUGUGAUUGAUUCUGAAAAGGGAAAAAAUGAAACCAAACUGACAAAUGCAGAUCAGUUUGAACAGGAGUUCCGUUGUUUUUUAGGAGCAAACGGAACUACGAAUAUUGAGAUAAAGUUGUGUCCAUUUUGAUCCACAUGGAAGGCUUAAAGAAAAAAAAUCUUGUCUACAACCUCAUGAUUGAUCUCGCAUUUGAUUUGUAUUCUAUUGCAUACUUCACAAAACCUGAAUAUACAUUACAGACGACAAUUCCCUUGGG
This is a messenger RNA of Tigriopus californicus, 3031 nucleotides long. RefSeq lists its product as uncharacterized. Gene Ontology annotation, molecular function: G protein-coupled receptor activity. Gene Ontology annotation, cellular component: membrane. Lineage: Eukaryota; Metazoa; Arthropoda; Copepoda; Harpacticoida; Harpacticidae. The transcript is spliced from 2 exons. The coding region runs from base 349 to 2757 and encodes 802 amino acids. Gene Ontology annotation, biological process: G protein-coupled receptor signaling pathway. The record is from RefSeq and is a predicted model, not a curated record.